Molecule: messenger RNA, 958 nt
Organism: Rhincodon typus (whale shark)
Lineage: Eukaryota; Metazoa; Chordata; Chondrichthyes; Orectolobiformes; Rhincodontidae
Product: transcription factor SOX-11-like
Exons: 2
Coding region: 1-678 (225 amino acids)
Source: RefSeq, a predicted model, not a curated record
AUGGUAAUUGGCACUCACUCUGCCGACAGGUACCUGGGGUUCUUUGUGGGCAGUGAGGUGUGCGCGGUUAUUGCCCAUGGAGUGUGCCCUGAGAUGUUGGAGAUUGAUGGAAGUCUGGAAGAGCAAGAGGAGACCAAGUCCUUCAAGAAACACAGCCGCCCCCAGAAGGGCAAGUUGCACCUGGAAAGGUCCAAAGCGAAGAAAGCGAAGAUGGUGCGAGCGGCGGCGGUGGCGGCGGCGGCUGCGGCGGACUCUCAGUCGGAAUCGGAGCCGGAGCUGGAUGCGGAUUGCCAGGAGAGUGAGGGCUCAGGGGCUGAGCUCUCAGCUUGUUACGGCAGGGACACCAGGCUGCCUUCCCCCGACCCGAAGCGGGCAGCUCAGCUGACGGCGGCCGUCUCGCUGUCCAGCCGCUCGGCCCCGGGGAGACCCCCGGAGGAGUCCGACCACGAGCUCCUACUCUUCGACUUGAGUUUGAAUGUUGCGGCGGGCGCCGAGCUGUUGGAGGUGAGUGCGACCGGAGCUGGAGGCGGCGGCUUGGCGCUGGACAAGGACAUGGAACCGCUGACCAGCGGCUGCAGCCCCGUCUCUCACUUCGAGUUCCCCGAUUACGGGACCCCGGAGGUGCGGAAAAUGAUCUCAGGAGACUGGCUGGAGAUUGAGUCCAACAUUUCAUAUUAAGAAGGGCAGAAGGCACGGCGUCUCCCAGCGCUGAGGGAUACUGGAGAUUUACAAAGGACCGACUCACUCGAAUAUAUUGGAUGCAAAUCUUAGCUUGAGGGGGCUCCCUCCCCCUUUUUCUAAUCAACCCUUCCUCCGGCAAGUGGAGUCCCAUCUUUUCAGGGUGCUUUAGAGAAAGUGGCUGUCCGCCGAAUGAUAAAGAGCACAAUUAGUUAUGGUAGUAAAGAAUUUCUUAAUUUUAGAGAUUGACUAAAAAAAGGGAGACGCAUAUGAUUGAAUG